UUCGGAUCAAAUGGACGAUUCAAUAGAUACAAGUGUGUUGAACGAAGGAAUGAUAUUCUACUAUAAUGAUGAAUCUGACGAUGACGACUCUUGUUUAACACAGUUCAGAUUCUUUCCCCCGGUUGCUACGAGGAUGAACACAAAAGAGACUGAUGGGGAUGCAAAGAAAGAACAAACGGCUAACGAUACACCCAUGCAGCAACGCAAAAUAUACGAUUAUGAAGCUUUAGAUAAGCAGACUUGGGGAGGGUGGAGAAGAGAAAAUAUUGUCUGCGAUCAGGAAAUAAUUGUAAACUCAAAUACAGAGCUAUCAGAAGACGACGAGGGAUAUAAGAAACCAGAUAAGAACAGAUCGUGUGAAGAAACAGAACUAAUCUCUGAAGAGUUACUUUCUGAGGAUGUUGGUAUUGAUAACUACUCUCCCAGUCAUACUUCCCAUACAAGUAGUUCUUUUUGCGAUAAUCCUUUCCUGAUUGUCUUCACGAGUCACAAUCAUCGGAUUCAGACUCGUCAUCAUACCCGUCAUCACCGAUCCACGUCUCCUCGUGACCCUGAACGCGAUAUUCCGGCAAUGAGCGAAGAGAUACGACGGGGCGAUGUAUAG
Molecule: messenger RNA, 604 nt
Organism: Paraglomus brasilianum
Lineage: Eukaryota; Fungi; Glomeromycota; Glomeromycetes; Paraglomerales; Paraglomeraceae
Source: the annotation of a GenBank genome assembly